AUGGCAAACAGCACGUUUGGUGGGGAUAUUCUGAUCCUGGAGGGGUUAAAGGUCACCUCCCAGUCCUUCACUCCUGCCUUCAUCCUCCUCCUCCUAGUUUACAUCUUCAUUGUGGUGUCAAACGUCGGCCUGGUGGUCCUGAUCUUCAGGAGCAGGAGCCUCCACCAGCCCAUGUACCUGCUCCUCUGCAACAUGAGCAUUAAUGAUGUUUUUGGGGCGACGAUCAUCGUCCCUCACGUCCUCAGAGAUCUUUUGACCUCAGACUCAGAGCGGAACAUUCACUACGUCCACUGUGCCACUCAGGCCUUCUGUGUUCACCUCCAUGCGAGCGCCUCUCACACGGUGCUCAUGAUCAUGGCGUUCGAUCGCUACGUGGCCAUCUGCAACCCCCUGAGGUACGCCACCAUCAUGACCAACAGGAUGGUGGUGUCACUGUCGGUGUCGGCCUGGGCGGUGGCUUUGUUUAUGGUGGCGAUCCUCGUGGGCCUCAGCGUCCGCCUGUCGCGCUGCAGGUCGGUGGUUUUUAACUUAUUCUGUGACAACGCCUCCUUGUUCAAGCUGUCCUGUGAGAGCGUCCUCAUCAACAACAUCUACGGCCUCGGCUACACGGUGCUCCUGCUGGGCUCGUCCAUCGGCAGCAUCACGCUCACCUACCUGAGGAUCGCCAUAGUGUGUCUGCGCAGUAAGAACAAGGUGCUGAACAGCAAAGCGCUGCAGACCUGCGCCACCCACCUGGCUGUGUACUUCAUACUCCUGGUGUCGGGCUUCAUCAUCGUCAUCCUGCACCGCUUCCCUCAGCUGGCAGACCACAGGAAAGUGGCGGCUGUCCUGGGACACGUCGUCCUGCCGGCUCUGAACGCUGUUAUCUAUGGGCUGCAGAUCAAAGAGGUCCGACAGAAGAUUAUGAAUCUGUUCCACCACAAUAAAAUAUCUCUGAUGGAUGUAAAAUGA
Messenger RNA from Epinephelus fuscoguttatus (brown-marbled grouper), 951 nucleotides. RefSeq names its product olfactory receptor 5B17-like. The record is from RefSeq and is a predicted model, not a curated record. The transcript has a single exon. NCBI's taxonomy places the organism in Eukaryota, Metazoa, Chordata, Actinopteri, Perciformes, Serranidae. Gene Ontology annotation, molecular function: olfactory receptor activity. Gene Ontology annotation, biological process: G protein-coupled receptor signaling pathway. Bases 1 to 951 code for a protein of 316 amino acids. Gene Ontology annotation, cellular component: membrane.